This is a messenger RNA of Bradysia coprophila, 11027 nucleotides long. RefSeq lists its product as uncharacterized. Lineage: Eukaryota; Metazoa; Arthropoda; Insecta; Diptera; Sciaridae. Gene Ontology annotation, cellular component: nucleus. Gene Ontology annotation, molecular function: ATP binding; ATP hydrolysis activity. The record is from RefSeq and is a predicted model, not a curated record.
AAAAGUAUUUUUAUUGGAGAAGGGAAUGAACGCUGUAAUGGCUGCCGAUUGACAAUUUUUUAAUAAAAAGAAUACUUCAGUGAAAGUGAAAAAGUUUACAUUUCAGCGAACAGUUCUAGUAAAAAUAGUUCUUUAUAAACAGCAACAUAUUAACGCUAUGUCUGUACCGGAAAGUCAGUUUUGUGAGUAACUCCAAAAACUGUUCAACCACGCAUUAGCUAUGGAUGAGACGUCCGGUGUUCAAGAACCUGAAAAAUCGAAAAAUGGAGAUUCUGCAGCCUCUUCCACAAAAUCACCAGCUGCAGCACCACCACCAGAUGAGCUGACUACAGCAAGUGCUUGUAGCAACGACGAUGAUCUACUCGUACCAACGGAAAAGAGCCACAUUCAUUCAGAUGACGAGAGUGGAAAUCUUUUGGAAGAAAGUAGCUACGUACCUGAUGAUGAGCUGGAUAUUGAGGAUCAUCUAAAACGCAAAAUUGGAUUAAGUGAUGAUGAACCGUCGUCGGAGGGCCACUUUAAAAAGUCGAAAAAUAAUUUCUACGAUGAUGACGACGAGGCUGAUGAGGAGGAUGAUGAAUUCGACGAAGAUGACGACGAUGAAUUUGAGAUCGAAAGGCAUGGCAACGUACAUCCAUUCGUUAAUGUUCAGAAUCGUCACGCCUUCAAAGCAUUCGAAUCGGAUGUGGACAGCUUGGUUGAUGAUUUGUCUGAUGGUGGUGUCAAAUCGGAAUUGGAUAAGUCAAUGUCGGAAAAUGGUGAAACGUUAAACAUCAGUGAUAUUCUCGGUGAAGCGGGCGAUGAUCUAAGCAUAGAUAAAACGGUGAAAUUGUCGGACAUUGUCGUUGAUCCGUUGGUUUUUUCGAAGCAAAUCGGAAGAAAAGUGAAACUUCAUCGCGGAGACGUAGAUGACGACGAUGACGACGAUGAUGACGACGAAAAUGAGGAUGACGAGGACCCAAAAGAUGAAGAAGAAUUGGACUUCGAUAUUUCCGAGAAGCUGAAAGACAUGGGUGAGAUCUCGGUUCAGCCCGUUUCCAAAACGGACUCGAAAACGAAAAAGGAUUUCGAUUUGGGUGAUGAAGUAUCGCUGGAAAUAACGAAGAAAAAUGCCAGCGACACGGAAGACAAACGGAAAAUCUCUAAUUUGCGAAAAAACAUCAGAGAAGUGAUGGACGACAAUCAAUUAGAUGCGUCGACUCUGGCAGCACAACGUGAAGAAUUGGAGCGUUUGGCUCGUGUACAGGAACAACAACGGAUAAUCAGAGAAGUGCAACGCCAAAUCGUUAUGGAACGGCAGAAUAGCAAGACUCAAAAUCGAGUUCUAUCCUUGCUGCAAGGCCGAUCAUCGUCACUACUAAAAAGCACAAUGAAUAGCGGUGCGUCCUCGAGUAAAGUACCGUUUCCCGAUGAAAGCACCACCCUAACCAAAUUAAUGUCCAGUGAAACAAUGCCGGUCGAACAUUCGUUCAAUGAGACCCGGCUUGAAACAAAUCGGGCUAAUUUAACGCCAUCGGUGAGCAUUGCUCCAGUGCGACCGCCAGUAUUAAAACGCGAUAGAAUCGAUGUUCCCGAGGAUGAUAAAAAGGAUCAACCCGUGGAGCAAACGGAGGUUAAGCCGAAGAAAGAUAUCGUAACAAUUGUUGAUAGUUCCGAUGAUGAUUGCAUUGUUCUGUCGGACGACGACGAGGUACCAGAAGAGGAUGAUGAUCCGCAGAACAGUGGAUUGCACGUCAAUGACACCUACAAUGUGCCAGAUGAUCAGGGAAGAGUUGUGAUAAAUAUAGGACAUCCUGAAGGAGAAUCGGACAUAUAUCUGGCUCCGCAAAUAGCUAGAGUUAUCAAACCCCAUCAAAUUGGUGGCGUUCGUUUCCUGUUCGACAAUAUUAUUGAAUCGGUGGAACGGUUUAGCACAUCGAGUGGAUUCGGUUGUAUAUUGGCACAUUCAAUGGGUCUUGGCAAGACGCUACAGCUGGUUUGCUUCUGUGAUAUAUUUUUAAGGCACACCAAUUCGAAGACCAUCCUCUGCAUUAUGCCGAUCAAUACACUUCAGAAUUGGAUGGCCGAAUUCAAUAUGUGGUUGCCGGAAGAUCCAGACAAAUCGCCAAUGAGUUCAUCCGGCGAAGUGAGGCCUAGAAAUUUCAAUUUGUAUGUACUGAACGACACGCACAAAACAUUGAACGCACGAUCGAAAGUGGUGCUGGAAUGGGCCGAAAAGGGCGGAGUGUUACUAAUGGGCUACGAGUUGUAUCGACUGCUCAGUAUGAAAAAAGUGGCGAAAAAGCGCGGACGCAAAGUGUAUCGUGAUCCAGAAGUUGAAAAGGAAGAGGCCGAAGAGCACAAAAAGUUGUUGGAUGAAAUGCAUGCAGCUCUGGUGAAACCGGGUCCGGAUUUAAUCGUCUGCGACGAAGGUCAUCGCAUCAAAAAUUCUCAUGCUGGAAUAUCAGUGGCUCUCAAGCAAAUUCGAUCGAAACGUCGGAUCGUGUUGACCGGCUAUCCGUUGCAGAAUAAUUUACUGGAAUAUUGGUGCAUGGUCGAUUUUGUGCGACCGAACUAUCUGGGAACCAAGACUGAAUUUUCGAAUAUGUUCGAACGGCCAAUUCAAAAUGGACAGUGCAUCGACUCCACGCCGCAAGAUAUUAAGUUGAUGCGGUACCGAGCACAUGUGUUGCAUUCACUGUUGCUGGGUUUCGUUCAACGGCGGUCUCAUGUCGUCCUACAAAAUUCGUUACCACAGAAGGAGGAGUAUGUACUACUAGUUCGGAUGACACCCUUUCAACGUGAUCUGUAUGAAGUGUUCAUGAAUGAGAUUGUUCGCGUAAAAGCAGUUCCUAAUCCACUGAAGGCGUUUGCAGUCUGCUGCAAAAUCUGGAACCAUCCAGAUGUUUUGUACAAUUUCCUGAAGAAGCGAGAGGCUGAUCUAGACUUAGAAGAAGCAGAAGCGGCAGCAAAUGAUCCAACGUACGAGCCACCCAUUGGUUGCAUAAACGAAUCCUCAAAUUCAUCCAAUCAAAAGUUAACGAAAGGAUCGAAGAAAAAACUGCCAACUGCACCGAAAGAGAAAAAGCCGCGAAAGAACGCACGACCAGAAGGCAGUAAGCCACGGAGUCGAAAAGCAAAGGCGAAACCUGAAGCAACAAUUCCGCCUACAUCGGCCAGUGAAACGAAAGUGGAAGAUGUGAAGCCGAUCGAUUCCAAACCAGAACUUGUUCUACCUAAAAUAGAACCGAAGGUCGAACCUCAGUGUGGCACAAACGAGGUCAAAAAAGAGGCAUUCGAUUCAUCAUACGGAAAUCCAUCGCAAAACGAACAAUUUCCGUCGCAGCCUUACAACUUUGGUUACAACAAUUUUGGCUACGACAAUUACGAUUCGAAUAAUUACUAUGGCAACGGGAACUACAACAAUCCCGGACAAAAUAAUCCCAUGCAGUCGCAGCCAUCCAACCAGAACUACUAUCCGAAUCAAAAUUAUGAUUCGAACUAUCAGCAAAAUGCUUACAGUCAAAAUUUGCCACCGCCACCACCUCCACAACAAAACUACUGGCAAAACAAUCAAAACUAUUAUCCGAAUCAGAGCGAAUAUCACCAGGGCCAAAUGUAUUCAAAUUACGGAUCGACCGACUACAACAAUCCAAAUGCAUAUCCACCACAGCAAGCACCUCCAUCAAUGUUUCCCACAACGAAUUCUUCGUCGAACUAUCCGCAAAAUGAAUGGAACAAUUCCGGAACCAAUAACGAUCUGCCGAUCAAAACCGAACCCAAACCAUCGCAGAUCGUAGAUCUGGACACGAAAGAAAUCAAAGUGGAAGCAGUCGUCGAUGUCAAAGAAGAAACCAAAGUGAAAAUUGAAGAAAUUAAGGAGGAGAUUGUGGAGAAGGAUAUCAAGCCGAAGGAUGAUGGAAUCCCGUACGAUUGGGCGGUGGAACUGAUGAAAAACUAUGUGCCAGAUUUGAUUGAAAAUUCGCCGAAAAUGGAAAUUUUCUUUUGCAUUUUAAAGGAGAGUUUAAGACUUGGAGAUCGCAUGCUUGUGUUCAGCCAGAGUUUGUUGACGCUCAAUCUAAUCGAAAAGUUUCUACAGGCGAACACUGUCAACAAUACUGACAUCAAAUGGGCGAAAAACCUGAAUUACUACCGUCUGGACGGUUCUACAGCAGCGCAAGAGCGUGAAAAACUGAUCAACGAAUUCAACUCAAAUCCGAACAUUCAUCUGUUUUUGGUGUCGACGAGAGCUGGUUCUCUGGGUAUAAAUCUAGUCGGCGCAAAUCGAGUGGUGGUCUUCGAUGCAAGUUGGAAUCCUUGUCACGAUACUCAAGCCGUUUGUCGAGUCUAUCGCUACGGUCAGAAGAAGCCGUGUUUCGUCUAUCGAUUGGUGAUGGACUCGUGUUUGGAAAAGAAGAUCUACGAUCGGCAAGUCAAUAAACAGGGAAUGUCCGAUCGCGUCGUCGACGAGUGCAAUCCCGACGCUCAUCUAUCGCUGAAAGAAGUUACAAGCUUGUGCUGGGACGAUGAAAAAGUGUCUGAAAUUCGUGACUUUAGUGAUUGCAAAGAGAAGUAUUUGGACAUUGUGAUGCAGAAAAUAAUUGAAAGUUUUUCGAAACGAAUGUCCAAAGAGCCAUUCCAACAUGAGAGUUUGCUGAUUGAUCGAAAAGAGAAAAAGUUAUCGAUGGCCGAAAAGCGAUUGGCGCAAAGAGGUUACGAGUUAGAGAAGCAAGCAGCUAUUAAACCAAAUUACGAUAAGCCCGGCUCUGGAAUGCAUUAUCGAACGAUGAGGACUCCAGAUGGUGCAAUCGUUCAUCGUCCAGUUGCUUCGGUUCGUCCGAUGCAAGCUGAAAUCGGUGGCGAUCGAAUGCGAACUGGCCCUGCUCGACCUACGAGAUGGAUUCCUGCAGAAGUUUGGCAACGCCAAGGAAUGACUGCUCAAGUUCUGACUUUGCCUGGAGAUGUGGUUAUACCAACCAGUUCGGCUGAGAAAUCCAACAUCGUUCUCAAGGAAGGUCAAAAGGUGAUGGUUCUGAAAUCGCCGAAAGGCAUUUACAUGCAGUUGGAGACCGGUAAAAUUAUUGCCAUCCGAACGUCGUUCAAAAUGGGCCAAGGCAAAGAAAAAUCGCCAUCCGGUUUGAUUGGUCGUGAAUUUAAUGAGAAAAGACCGAAUUUGAUGCGACCGCUUGGUCCCAUUCCAACUGAGAAAAUGCCAAACUUGAAAAAUGCUGACAAUAUUGGUGUUCCGGCAAACAAACCUGGAAGGCCACCCGGCAGUGUGUCUCAAUACAAUCGUGGACCACCUGUGCCGUUCGCAACACAUACGCCUGGGCAUGGAAAUGUCCAUGGACCAGCUCACGGCACAAUUCAUAGUCAUGUACCGAAUCACGGACCGACUCAUGCAAGUAGUCUUGCAUCCAGUCCCACUAGACCCGUCUCGUUGCUGCAAAAACCUCGGCCAAAUGCACCCAAUGCUAGUUUGAUGAAAAAUCGGAUGCCUCAGAAUGUUGGCAAUAAAAACAUCCAAUUGGGUACUGCACGACCGUACAAUUUGAAGCAGGGUCCUCGACUGCCAAUCAAGAAUAUGCGCUCAUCACAAAUGCCAAUGCCAACUUCCAGCAAUUCGAACAGUUCUUUCGAAGGAGAAAGUUCGAAUGAAGCGAAAUACUUUGAACGUCAAAUGGACGAGAUGAAGCAAGACGCAGAGAUGAAGAAACCGAUCGAACCAUCCAAUAAGGUUGAAGUAAUUAGUCAAGAAGUGAUACGGAAAGCGGACGUCGUUGACAGAGACGAAACGACUAGUGGUAACAGCAACGAUGACGUGAUAAUGAUUAGUGCUGAUGAUAAGCCGAAACCACCGGUUGACGAUGGCAAUCCAUUCAAUUACAAUUACGGAAACAAUGCUCCGUAUUACAAUAAUCAAGGGUAUCAGCAGCAAAGAACUCCAUAUCCACAAUACAAUCAACAGCAACAGCAGUCACACCAACAGCAACCAAUUCAACAACAACAGCAGCAACAACAAUCACUACCACAACAGCAUCCUUACUACAAUCAAUAUCCACAAUCGCAACAAAUGCCACAACAAAUGCCGCAACACCACCAUCAACCGCAUCAGUUACAUCCUCCUUCGCAUCAAAAUUACGAUUAUUCGUCACCAAUGUCAACUCUAAGCAGCACAGCUCCAUCGCCAUCUGUGUCGCAUUCAUAUUCAUCGCCUAGUCCGUCGACUAUACAAUCGCCGACACCUACAGCUAUGAUAACUAUUGAAGACGAUCAACCAUUGCGAGAAAAAGUGGUGUACAAACCAAACUUGGUAGAACGAAAGGGGAAGUCGUCGAAGAAAGGUGCUGACAAAUUUAACGAAUCUUAUCAACAACCAAUGAAUUCACAACCUCACAAUUACCCACAACAACAUCAGAUGCAUCAAUAUCCAAAUCAGCAGCACCAGCUGCAAAAUCAACAAUUACAUCCACAACAUCAACAGCAGCAACAACAACAUCAACAUCAGCAACAACAAAAUCAGCAACUGAAUCCGCAUCAUCAACAACAUUCCCAGCAAUACCACCCACCUUUGCCAUCACCUACAAAUAAUUCACUGAAGAACUAUCGACACAAAGCUAGCAAACUAUCACCGAACUCAGAAGAUUUUCAUUACAAUGAUAACUCCAACAUCCAGGACAGCGAGACUUCGUUGAGCUUUCUGGAAAGAACGGCGUCAUCGAUCAACGAAAAUCAAAGUGUUUUCAAUGCUUCGCUUAGCGAUAUAACAAAGCCACCACCAAUGGUUUCACCGGCAGUGAUUCCAGCUACUAAAUCGAAAGCAAAACCACGUUCAAAAGCUGCAGCUGCUCCGAAAAAGCCACCGAAAGCACCAAAACAACCAGCAGAGCCCAAACCACCAAAAGAAAAAUCUAAAACAACGAAGAAAACUAAAAAUGCAAAUGUGCCAGUUCCAGCACCAUUACCCUCUGCAGGCUCACUUGAACAUAACAGUAAUUCAUCGUCGUCCUCAUACCCUGGCUCCGAGCAAACAGGAACAAAUCAACAGAUCAAUUCUCAACUACCGCCACCUCCACUUACACAGCCAACUCAACAUCAUACUCAAAUUCCAAUGCAACAGCCGUCGAAUACGCAUAGUGGAUAUAAUAACUAUCCUCCACAACAGCAAUCAUACGCUAAUUACCCGCCUCCGCAACAGCACGUUCCUCCUGUACAUUCUCAACCGCCGAAUGACCAAGCACCAUAUGCACCGUAUCCACCAUACAAUAUGGGUUAUCCACCGUAUCAACCACCGACGACACAGAAUGCUCCUCCGCCCACAUCGUAUCCAUCUCAACCACCAUACGAUCCAAAUUAUCAACCGCCACCAACUAAUUUCCACAAACCUGAUGAUAGUGCGCAACCAUCAUACAAUUCUCAGCCAAGUACAACACAAUUACCGAAUCCACAACCGACUCAACAUCAAUAUAAUCCAGCGCAGUCGCAGCCACCGCAAAAUCCCCCACAUGCUGCAUAUCCACAAAGUAGUCCAAAUGUACCGGCAUACCAGCCGCAACAUCAUAAUCCACCACAACAGCCAUAUCAGCAACCAUAUUAUCAACCACCGCCGACUGCGUAUCCACCUCAGUCCGGAUAUAAUUAUCAAACGCCGUAUGGCCAUGGAGGAUAUGCUCCACCGCAAGGACCUCCUCCAAUUCCACCGCCACAAAUUCCACCACAACACGGAAAUCAGCCGCCUCCGUCGCAUAUGCCAGUCAAUCACCAAUCGACACCCAAUCAAUAUCCACCAUCGCAGCAAUAUCCUCCUCAGCAGCAGCAACAGCAACCUCUGCCGCCCCAACAAUCACCAGUCGGAAAUGAUCAGCAAAAUCAACAGCAGCAAUACGCUCCGUAUCAGAACAAUUACAAUUACAAUCCGUAUAGCAAUCCUCACCCAGGACCGUGGCAGUGAACCCAGUGAAGGUAUUGAUUUUGAUAUUAGAUAAUCUUCGUUAAUUAAGUCAAUUGGAGUUUUUAAUGUCGGCGUUCCAUUUAACUGUAGAAAAAACCUCCGCCAUUUUUAUCAAUCACGUAAAGUGUGAGCAAACGAAUUUAGCUUUUUGUAAAUUUUUUUUCGUUUUUUUUUAAUUAGGAAAAACAGUAUUUUGUCGGUACGUGAAUUAUACAUACUUUACGUACGGUUAGCCUAAUUUUCGAAUUUUUCAAUAAAAACGGAAUCUUAAUUCAAAAAUGUUAUUGAUUCAAUUAUAAGAAUGGAAAUCACGUGCAAUAUUACGUACAAACUGUUAUCAUCCAGUGUGUUGUUAAACUGUUAAUAGUUUUUAUUUUACGGACGAUAAGGGGACAUCCAUAAAACAUGUCAUCCCAGAACAGCAGCGAUUUUUUUUAAUCUUCGUAAGACAUCGAAAACAUGGUUUCUCAAAGGGAAGUUUCUUGUCUUCCGCUCCUUCUCACUAAAUGGUGUUGUAAUGUUUUUGGUGUUUUUUUAUGAAUCAGAUGUCUUAAUAUUAGUCUGAAUAAUCGGGAAUGAAAAAGUCUGACGUGGUUUAUGGGAUUUACGGGAUUUAUGGAUGAUCUCUAGAACGACAGUGUGUUCGUUUGUUGAUGGAUACAAAUUGCUAGUAAGGACAUUCAUAACGUUUUAUACGAAACAAAAAACUGUCGGCUCAGUUAUCGGUUCUUAUGUAAUUUUUUCAUUUCAAUUUUCAGAUUUAAUUUUUUUAAGUUUUCGUUUUUCGUAUUAAAUCCGUUCAAUGAAUGGAGCUGUUCUGUUAUCGUCUUUUUUACAUGGAAAGCGUAAAGCGUGUCCUGAUACUGCCAUUGAAUCUAUUCAUCUCCGUUGUUUAAACUAUUUUUUGUGUUUGAUUGGAAAUCUUUUAACAGAUGUAUACAGCUAGUGAGUAGCGAUUAAAUCAUCUCUGCUCAAAUUAAAAACGACAAGAAAGAAGCGUUAAGCCUGCGCGUUUUCAAGGGGAUAUGUAGAUCCAGAAUUGACCCCUGAUUGCCAUAGAAUCAUUUAAUAAAAAAAACAUUUGUUCGUACGUUCUGUGCGCACUCAUAAAAAUCGAGUGUAGUGGUACCUAACGUCGUCUUCAGUCUCUUAGACAUAAAAAUAUGAGAUUUGAUAUGAUUUAAUCAAUAUUUUAAACAAUUAGAAGUCGUUUGCACAAGUCUUGCGAAAGCUGAUUUUUCGUUGAAGCCAUUUCCAUGAAAGUUUGUCACUAAAACAGUGAAUGGGUCUACAGCCCGUCAACAUUUUUCAUCAACUUCAUGCUUUUUUCCACUUUUUAUGUUUUUAAUUAAAAUUAAAAUUAAAAUACGAGCACGGCUCAUUAUUUGGAACUUUUAAUUCGGAGAAUUAGGAGAAUUCGGACAGAAUUCCGAACCAAUUCUGAUUUUUUUUUGAAACUUUUUCAGAACUAAAAUCCCCAAUGAAAUAAUUAGCCAUGACUUCGAGGCAUCCAAAGAGUAACUUUUGUUUUCUCUGCUAGAUAAAAAUUUCGGAACUUCAAAGUACACCAAAUUGUCCAACAUAGUCGUUACGGAUUAAUUGUCAUGGUUCCAAUUUAUACGUUUAACAGAAAAAUACUUAAGAUACUUAUCAAAAACUCAGUUUUUACGAGUGCGCAAAGAAAGUCCGAACUUAAAUUCUUUUUAUUAGACCUUUGGUAAUCUCGCGUCAAUUCUGGUUCAAUCAUAUCACCUUGUCUUGAGAAAUGUUAAAACAAUUAAAAUAGAAGACUUGGUAUCAAACAACAAACAUUCGUUGGAUACAUUUUGAUUGAGCUUCAUAGAAUGUUAUGUUUUAGUGAUUUGGUAUCAAAUACUAAGUGAUAAACAAAAGAAGUAAUAGAUUCGUUUGUGCUAUCUGGGGAUACGUUGCUUCCGUAUGGUUUAUUCAAAGAACCGAUAUGCACAUAAUAAAUUGUAGGAAUAAAUAUCAACAAAAAGCAAAAUAGAUUUUAAACGUUUUACUGUACAUUUGAUAUGCUAGAAAAAUUUCGUCAUUCAUUAAAAUGGUAAUUUAUAAGAUCUGAACAUAAUUAACAUAACAAAGUAGACUUUUGCUUUUUUGCCGGACAAAAGAAACUUUUUUAUAAAAAAAAAAACGAAAUCGCUAAAUUGAUUUUUUAUAAAAUGAAAUUUUACUCUUCUUUACAAACGUAGAAGUUUAAUGAUAUUUCAAUUACAUAUUAGUAAACAGUGUAUGUUUCAAUAAACAAAGCAAAAGUUAGAGCAUUUACAAUUAAAUAAAUUUAAAUUCGUUUUCUAAGAGUAAGUAACCAGCGUUCAAAAAGCAGCAUAAAUAAUAAAAAUGAGAUACGUAAAACAGAGGAUUUAUAAUUCAUAAGCGCACUAAAUAAUAAUAAAUUGAUUAGUAAAACUUUCCCUGAUUCGGUGGAUACAUAAUGAUGUUUGUGGGUAAAUGCAAUUUUUGAUGAAGAUGAUACAAAUCAGAGCAAAAAAAAACUAUAUCUUUGGAUACGUUCAACCAACGUUCUUUUUUUUAAUAUAAUAAAUUAAGGAUUUUGUUUUUAAUAUAAUUGUAUAAGCAAUAUGAUUGCAUUUUUCACUUUAAUUUCUGUAGAUAUGCUAAUGUUAAAAAAGAAAAGAAAAUUCGUUCGUUCGUUUUAUGUUUCCUCCCCAAUUUAUUUAUUUUAUUGUUUUAUAUUCGAAGGUGUCGAUCAAAGUAUUACUAAAAAAGAAAAUUAUUAAUAAAUUUAUCAAAGAAAUCGAAACUAAAUUAAUUGAACUGUGUGCCAAAGCAAGAUGGGCUCCAGUUCAUGUAGGAUUAAAAUAAUAAUUUUACACACACACACACACCGCGUAUGUUUUACGUUGUCGUCGACCUAUAUGAUUGUAUUAGCGCUUUAAAUAUUUUUUAUUAAAUUAAAUAAAUAUUCACAAAGAACAUAGUUACAUCUAUUCGAACUAAUAAAUUAAUUGCAUAAAUAAAUGUGUCAAAUCUCAAAACAAACAAACAAACAAAAAAAAACCUAUUAAUGUAAUUAUGAAUAUAAAUGAAUAAUAGAAAUAUUACUCUCUCA